Molecule: messenger RNA, 710 nt
Organism: Aspergillus ruber CBS 135680
Lineage: Eukaryota; Fungi; Ascomycota; Eurotiomycetes; Eurotiales; Aspergillaceae
Gene: cyp3
Product: putative peptidyl-prolyl cis-trans isomerase
Exons: 4
Coding region: 99-644 (181 amino acids)
Biological process (GO): protein peptidyl-prolyl isomerization; protein folding
Cellular component (GO): intracellular membrane-bounded organelle
Molecular function (GO): peptidyl-prolyl cis-trans isomerase activity
Source: RefSeq, a predicted model, not a curated record
GUAUUAUUCUGUACAGUAUUGUUAGUACGCUGUACCUCUUGAGGUAAAGUUUCUUGCAACUUCAACCAAUACAUCAACGUCCUAAAUAACAAUUCAAAAUGAACACAACUCCCUCGAAUAUGCAUGAACACCUGAACCCCAUUGUUUUCUUUGACAUUUCACUAGGAGGAGAGCCCCUAGGGCGUGUUAAAAUGGAAUUGUUUGCAGAUGUAACACCACGAACAGCGGAAAACUUUCGUCAAUUCUGCACAGGUGAAAGCAAAGAUAUUCAAGGCCGGCCGCAGGGCUAUAAGAAUAGCAAAUUUCAUCGAAUAAUCAAGGAUUUUAUGAUACAAGGGGGGGACUUUGUCAACGGUGAUGGUACAGGAUCUCGUUCUAUUUAUGGUACCUCAAAAUUCCCAGACGAAAAUUUCGCCGUGAGGCACGAUCGUGCUGGUCUGUUGAGCAUGGCUAAUUCUGGUCCAAAUACAAAUGGCUGUCAAUUUUUUAUAACAACGACGCCGGCUCCUUUCUUGGACAACAAACACGUGGUCUUUGGUCAAGUUGCUGAUGGAAUGGAUAUUGUGCGGAUGGUUGAGAAUACCCGCACAACUAGAGACAAACCUAAUCAGGAUGUGGUUGUGGUGCAGUGUGGAGAAAUGUAAUAAUCGAGUUCGGGUUUCUAUACUACAGAAAUGCAGUACAUGCUUGAGAAAUAUCCAUAAUUGUGG